AUGACUUCUUGGGCCAGUGAUCAGCCUUCUAUAGCAGUAAGUGAACAAAAAAAUAGUUCCAGUAAUGACUCUAGUUCAGAUGAGUCUAAAUCUGAAACAAAUUUAAGCAGCAGCACCUCCGAUGAACUGGAUGACAAUUUAUUUAAUAACAAUAAUGGUGCUAGUGACAAUGAAAGUGCAAUAAGUGAUAAUUCAAAUCCUUUUAAUGAUUAUCCUCUAAAUGAAAUAGAUGACAGUGACAAUGACCAUACAAUAGGAGAGGAUAAUGAUGAUCCUCUAAAUGAAAUAAUGUUCGACAGUGCAAAUUUAAGUAAAAAGGAUGUACUUACCAUGGUUUAUGGUUUAUCUUUGCGGCACAAGUUAACAAAUGAAGCUCGGAGUGAUAUUCUGGAAUUAAUUCGAAUGUGCGCCAACUUGGAUACCCAUUCAUUUAGUACUACAAGUUACAGUUUUUCCAAAAUAUUUAAUCCUCCAGAUAACGAAAUCAAAUACCAAUUUUAUUGCAACCAAUGCUAUCAUGGAUUAACAGAUUCAAUGACUAAAAAAUUAAGAAAAAAGGUGGUGAAAAUGGUAUAA
Molecule: messenger RNA, 576 nt
Organism: Brassicogethes aeneus
Lineage: Eukaryota; Metazoa; Arthropoda; Insecta; Coleoptera; Nitidulidae
Source: the annotation of a GenBank genome assembly